AUGUGGAACAGAGCUCCAGCUUGUCGACGUGAACUCAAAUCAAACCUGAAGAAGAAGUUCCAGUGUUUGUUUGAGGGUGUGGCUAAAGCAGGAAACCCCACCCUUCUGAAUGAGAUCUUCACAGAGCUCUACAUCACAGAGGGAGGGAAUGGAGAGGUCAAUGAAGAACAUGAGGUCAGACAGAUUGAAAGAGCUUCCUGGAAACCAGACAGACCAGAAACAUCCAUCAGACAAGAAGACAUCUUUAAAGCCUCAGCUGGAAGAGACGGACCAAUCAGAAGAGUGAUGACAAAGGGCGUGGCUGGCAUUGGGAAAACAGUGUUAACACAGAAGUUCACUCUGGACUGGGCUGAAGACAAAAGCAACCAGGACAUACAGUUCAUGUUUCCCUUCACCUUCAGAGAGCUGAAUGUGCUGAAAGAGAAGAAGUUCAGUUUGGUGGAACUCAUCCAUCACUUCUUCACUGAAACCAAAGAAGUAGGAAUCUGCAGGUUUGAAGACUUUAAGGUGGUCUUCAUCUUUGAUGGUCUGGACGAGUGUCGACUUCCUCUGGACUUCCACAACACUGAGAUCCUGACUGACGUCACAGCGUCCACCUCAGUGGACGUGCUGCUGACAAACCUCAUCAGGGGGAAACUGCUUCCCUCUGCUCGCCUCUGGAUAACCACACGACCUGCAGCAGCCAAUCAGAUCCCUCCUGACUGUGUGGACAUGGUGACAGAGGUCAGAGGGUUCACGGACCCACAGAAGGAGGACUACUUCAGGAAGAGGUUCAGAGAUGGGGAGCAGGCCAGGAGGAUCAUCUUCCACAUCCAGACAUCACAAAGCCUCCACAUCAUGUGCCACAUCCCAGUCUUCUGCUGGAUCACUGCAAAGGUUCUGGAGAACAUGCUGAAAACCAGAGAUGGAGGAAAACUGCCCAAGACCCUGACUGAGAUGUACAUCCACUUCCUGGUGGUUCAGUCCAAAGUGAAGAAGGUCAAAUAUGAUGGAGGAGCUGAGACUGAUCCACACUGGACUCCAGAGAACAGGAAGAUGAUUGAGUCUCUGGGGAAACUGGCUUUUGAGCAGCUGCAGAAGGGAAACCUGAUCUUCUAUGAAUCAGACCUGACAGAGUGUGGCAUCGAUAUCACAGCAGCUUCAGUUUACUCAGGUGUCUUCACUCAGAUCUUUAAAGAGGAGAGAGGCCUGUACCAGGACAAGGUCUUCUGCUUUGUCCAUCUGAGUGUUCAGGAGUUUCUGGCUGCUCUUCAUGUUCAUCUGACCUUCAUCACCUCUGGAACAAAUCUGGUGUCAGACGAACCAACAACGAGCCAGUGGUCCAUACAAACAAACAAACCUGAACUAAAUCAUCUGCACCAGAGUGCUGUGGACGAGGCCUUACUUAGUCCAAAUGGACACCUGGACUUGUCCCUCCGCUUCCUCCUGGGUCUUUCACUGGAGAACAAUCAGAAGCUCUUAAGAAGUCUACUGACACAAACAGGAAGUGAUUCACAGACCAAUCAGGAAACAGUUGAGUACAUCAAGAAGAAGAUCAGUGAGAAUCUGUCAGCAGAGAGAAGCAUCAAUCUGUUCCACUGUCUGAAUGAACUGAACCAUCGUUCUCUUGUGGAGGAGAUCCAAUGGUUCCUGAGAUCAGGAAGCCUGUCCACAAAGACACUGUCUCCUGCUCAGUGGUCAGCUCUGGUCUUCAUCUUACUGUCAUCAGGAAAAGAUCUGGAAGAGUUUGACCUGAAGAAAUACUCUGCUUCAGAGGAGGCUCUUCUGAAGCUGCUGCCAGUGGUCAAAGCCUCCAACAAAGCUCUACUGAGUGGCUGUAAACUCACAGAGAGAAGCUGUGAAGCUCUGUCCUCAGUCCUCAGCUCUGUGUCCUCUCGUCUGAGACACGUGGACCUGAGUAACAACGACCUGCAGGAUUCAGGAGUGAAGCUGCUGUGUGAUGGACUGAAGAGUCCUCACUGUUCUCUGGAGACUCUCAGACUAAGUGGCUGUUAACUCUCAGAGAGAAGCUGUGAAGCUCUGUCCUCAGUCCUCAGCUCUGUGUCCUCUCGUCUGAGACACGUGGACCUGAGUAACAACAACCUGCAGGAUCCAGGAGUGAAGCUGCUGUGUGAUGGACUGAAGAGUCCUCACUGUUCUCUGGAGACUCUCAGAAGUCCUGGUACUGGGUACAGAACAGUCCUGGUCCACUUCAAACAGCCUCCUGAAACUGAACUGGAACUGGACACAAACACAAUGAACAGAAAACUCAAACUGUCUGACGACAACAGGAAAGUAAACCUUGUGAGAGAAGAUCAGUCGUAUCCUGAUCAUCCAGACAGAUUUGAGUUCUGGUUUCAGCUGCUGUGUAGACCUGGUCUGACUGGUCGCUGUUACUGGGAGGUCGAGUGGAGAGGAGAUGUUUAUAUAUCACUGAGUUACAGAGGAAUCAAGAGGAAAGGCAACAGUUCUGACUGUUUGUUUGGAGAUAAUGAUCAGUCCUGGAGUCUGAUCUGCUCUGAUGGUCUUGGUUACUCUGUCCGUCACUGUGGGACACAAACACCCAUCAUGUCCUCUGUCUCUCACAGAGUAUCAGUGUAUGUGGACUGUCCUGCUGGGAAUCUGUCCUUCUACAACGUCUCCUCUGACUCACUGAUCCACCUCCACACCUUCAGGACCACAUUCACUGAACCGGUUUACCCUGGGUUCCUGGUCUGUCGUGGUUCCUCAGUGUCUCUGUGUCCUCUGUAGGACAUGAAGAGACAGCAGCUUCAGUGGUGGACGAGGUCAAAGCUCGUCUCAGUCAUUCUUUGUUGAAACCAUCAAUAAAUAAAGACUUAAAAAAUCAA
Solea solea (common sole) is the source of this 2828-nucleotide messenger RNA. Its product is annotated as NLR family CARD domain-containing protein 3-like. Gene Ontology annotation, molecular function: protein binding. The record is from RefSeq and is a predicted model, not a curated record. The transcript has 5 exons. Lineage: Eukaryota; Metazoa; Chordata; Actinopteri; Pleuronectiformes; Soleidae.